Molecule: messenger RNA, 1307 nt
Organism: Lycium ferocissimum
Lineage: Eukaryota; Viridiplantae; Streptophyta; Magnoliopsida; Solanales; Solanaceae
Product: 1-aminocyclopropane-1-carboxylate oxidase homolog 1-like
Exons: 3
Coding region: 114-1199 (361 amino acids)
Source: RefSeq, a predicted model, not a curated record
UACCUCUCAAUUAUAGUCCCCUGCUUUGACUUUAUACAAAAAACAAAACUCUCUAGUAGGAGUUUCCUUUCUUCUCCAGUUUGAGCUUUGGUUUCUUUAGCAGAAAAAAGAAAAUGGUUGUCACAGGUGAACAUAGCUUUGACAGAACAAGUGAAUUAAUAGCUUUUGAUAACACACAAGCUGGUGUUAAAGGAUUAGUUGAUGCAGGAGUUACAAAAGUCCCAAGAAUUUUCUACACACCAAAAGAUGCAUAUUCUAAUGAUCCUGAAAAAACCCAAUUCAAGAUUCCUGUUUUAGACUUGGAUUGCAUCAGUAAGAAUCCAGUUCAACGUAAAGAAAUAGUUGAAAAAAUCCGCGAUGCAUCUGAAGUGUGGGGUUUUUUUCAAGUGGUCAAUCAUGGUAUUUCUCAAAGUGUUUUGGAAGAAAUGUUGAAUGGUGUUAGGAGAUUUUAUGAGCAAGAUAUUGAGGUGAAGAAACAAUGGUAUACUAGGGACCCAUCGAAAAGAGUGGUGUAUAAUAGCAAUUUUGAUCUGUUUAGUGCUGCAUCAGCUAACUGGAGGGAUACUACUUACUGCAGUAUGGCUCCAAAGGCUCCUGCUGCUGAUGAAUUGCCGGAAGCUUGCAGGGAUAUCCUGAUUGAGUACUCAGAUCAAGUAAAGAAGUUAGGUCAUUCUUUAUUUGAGUUACUCUCCGAGGCCCUUGGCCUCAACCCGAGCUAUCUGAAUGACAUCGGUUGUUCAGAGGGGCUCGCUGUUUUGUGCCAUUAUUAUCCAGCAUGCCCUGAGCCAGAACUAACUCUUGGAGCUAGCAAGCAUUCAGACAGUGACUUCCUCACAGUACUAAUACAAGAUCAUAUUGGAGGCCUUCAGGUUCUUAAUAAGAAUCACUGGGUAGAUGUUCCUCCCGUGCCUGGUGCACUAGUAGUAAAUGUUGGUGAUCUUUUACAGCUCAUAACAAACGACAAGUUCAAGAGCAUUGCACACAGAGUACUGGCAAGUCGUGUUGGUCCAAGAGUAUCGGUAGCCUGUUUCUUUACCACCGGUCACUCGUUGUCAUCAAGAGUUUUUGGACCAAUUCAGGAGUUGUUAUCAGAAGAUAAUCCGGUGAGGUAUAGGGAAACUACUGUGAAGGAAUAUUCAGUACAUUAUGAUGCAACCGGGAUAGGAGGGAAAUCUCCCUUGUCAGAUUUUAGGAUCUGAAACAUUUGUUUGUCUGUAAAUGUUAGAUCCUACAAUCAGUUAUAUGUAACUGUUCUGCUUGGGACUUAGACAUAUGUAGAAGUGUGUCUACUGUGACUUUGAUUUGUA